AUACCCUUCCCUUCCUCUCGCUUCGUUUCUUCCUUGCAUCUUUUUCCUCGUAGCCUUGCCUGCAGCUUUUCACGAACCAGCAGUAGCGGCGACAGAGCCGAAGCCUCUUCGCCAAAUCUCAAAGCUCGGAUUCGCGAAGGCCUACUUUGGGGAGGUUAUGGCGUCGAAGUUGAACCAGUUGACAUCAAAGGCCUGUCAAGCAUCACAGUUUGUUUCGAAGCACGGAACUGUCUACUACAAGCAGUUGUUGGAACAGAACAAGCAAUAUAUUCAGGAGCCGCCGACUAUUGAGAAAUGCAAUUUACUGUCAAAGCAAUUAUUCUACACUCGCCUAGCGAGUAUUCCUGGCCGCUACGAGGCAUUCUGGAAGGAACUCGACUACGUCAAACAUUUGUGGAAGAACAGGCAGGAACUAAAGGUCGAGGAUGCUGGAAUUGCUGCUUUGUUCGGUCUUGAAUGCUUUGCAUGGUACUGUGCCGGUGAAAUUGUGGGAAGGGGAUUCACUUUCACUGGCUAUUAUGUCUGAGAAGCAGCACUUGAUGUGUGUUCCGGAGGGUGGAGUUUAUAUAAGCUUUGUCCUGAUUGGCUUGGCUCGGAUGUUUGGCACUCUCCCUGCAAUUUUUGCUCUUUUUCUGCAAGAUUUUUGUAGCUGAGAUAUCAGUGUUACCUGUGAUAACCACAAUAAUUCAUGUAUUUGAAGAGGCCUACAUGAUGUGCUGUGCCAUUCUUUUGUUAGACGCCCGGAUACUCCCUUGAAAGAUGGUGCAAUAACUUUCUGCAUUUUUGCUUA
Molecule: messenger RNA, 790 nt
Organism: Syzygium oleosum
Lineage: Eukaryota; Viridiplantae; Streptophyta; Magnoliopsida; Myrtales; Myrtaceae
Exons: 3
Coding region: 158-526 (122 amino acids)
Biological process (GO): proton motive force-driven ATP synthesis
Molecular function (GO): proton transmembrane transporter activity
Source: RefSeq, a predicted model, not a curated record